Chinchilla lanigera (long-tailed chinchilla) is the source of this 1926-nucleotide messenger RNA. Its product is annotated as annexin A8. The record is from RefSeq and is a predicted model, not a curated record. Gene Ontology annotation, cellular component: cytoplasm. NCBI's taxonomy places the organism in Eukaryota, Metazoa, Chordata, Mammalia, Rodentia, Chinchillidae. Gene Ontology annotation, biological process: endosomal transport; endosome organization; negative regulation of serine-type endopeptidase activity. The transcript has 12 exons. Bases 110 to 1093 code for a protein of 327 amino acids. Gene Ontology annotation, molecular function: calcium ion binding; calcium-dependent phospholipid binding.
ACUCCUGCCAGAUUGACAGCCCACAGCAGAGCAGGGCGUGCCCAGUCCCCAGCAGUGGCCACCAGUGUCUCUUCAUCUCCCUGGGAAAGGUGGCAGCGAGGUGACCAAAAUGGCCUGGUGGAAAGCUUGGGUUGAACAGGAAGGCGUCACUGUGAAGGGAAGCUCCCACUUCAACCCAGACCCGGACGCAGAGACCCUUUACAAAGCUAUGAAGGGAAUUGGGACCAACGAGCAAGCCAUCAUUGACGUGCUCACCAAGAGGAGCAAUGCGCAGCGGCAGCAGAUUGCCAAGUCCUUCAAGGCUCAGUUCGGCAAGGAUCUCACCGAAACGUUGAAGUCAGAGCUGAGUGGCAAGUUUGAAAGACUCAUUGUGGCCCUCAUGUACCCGCCCUACAGGUACGAGGCCAAGGAGCUGCAUGACGCCAUGAAGGGUCUAGGUACCAAAGAAGGGGUCAUCAUUGAGAUCCUGGCCUCUCGGACCAAAUGCCAGCUGCAAGAGAUAAUGAAGGCCUACAAGGAGGACUAUGAGUCCAGCCUAGAGGAAGACAUCCAAGCAGACACAAGUGGCUACCUGGAGCGGAUCCUCGUGUGCCUGCUGCAGGGUAGCAGGGAUGAUGUGAGAGGCUAUGUGGACCCAGGAUUGGCCCUGCAAGACGCACAGGACCUAUACGCAGCGGGUGAGAAGAUCAGCGGGACUGACGAGAUGAAAUUUAUCACCAUUCUGUGCACGCGCAGUGCCCCUCACCUCAUGAAAGUGUUUGAAGAGUAUGAGAAAAUUGCCAACAAAAGCAUCGAGGAGAGCAUCAAGAGUGAGACCCACGGCUCACUGGAGGAGGCCAUGCUCACCGUGGUGAAGUGCACCCAGAACCUGCACAGCUACUUUGCAGAGAGACUGUACUACGCCAUGAAGGGAGCAGGGACAUGUGAUGGGACACUCAUAAGGAUCAUCGUCUCAAGGUGUGAGGUUGACUUAAAUCUUAUCAAGUAUCAGUUCAAUAAGAUGUACGGCAAGACCCUCAGCAGCGUGAUCAUGGAUGACACCAGCGGUGACUACAAGAAUGCCCUGCUGAACCUGGUGGGCAGUGACCCAUGAAGUCAUUGAAGAACAAGAGCCAAGGCCAAGAAGCAAGGGCCUCCAGCCCUGCCACAUGACCUUGGCCAUGGGUGGGGACUGGGGGGACCUCAGCUGGCUUCCAGUCUUCUAUCUCCCAGUGCUUUCUGGCCAACAUUUCUCACCCAGGGGAUGACAGUGUCUCAGCCUCCUCUUCCUGCCUUCUCUCCCAGGUCAUUUCCAGGUGUGUGUACAAGGAUAAUUUAGCAAAGCUCUUGCUGGACCAAUAUGUCGGUCUACAGGGGCUUGUGAGUCAUUUUUUCCUCCUAGACAGAGCCUGCCUGAGCUUCACUAGUCACAGAAUUACCUGGGCACAGGUUAGACCUGAGCUCUGUCCCAUCUACCGAAUCAGGGAUCCCCCAGGAAGAACAUGGAUCUCUGACAAGUGUCUCAGUUAGGUGCUUCCUUAUCAACCACAGCCAGAGGUCCCUGAGAGCCCUUUUGUAUUAUAGCGCAGGCCCUUGGCCUGCUGAGAAAGGGACACAUAGGCCCACCUGCUGGGAUGCCACUUGCCUCCUCAGGAAGCAUCAGACUCUGUGGAAGAAACAUCCUCACACUGUCCUCAUGGCAGAGUAAUUAGACUGCAGAUUGAUGCCCUGACCCAACAACACUGUCCUAGAGGCUUAGGCUUCCUGGUUGUUCAGUAGCUCUGCUGUCCUUCCAUGACACAGCAUGCAGCACAAGGGACAGCCCCACUGCCUGAACAUGACUCAUUCUGACCCAAGGCCACCAAUCCUGGAGUCUGCAGAGACCUGACCCUCAUCCUCCUAGAUAUCUCCUGGGCUUUCAGAAUAAUAAACAUCUGCAUGUUCCAA